This is a messenger RNA of Ambispora leptoticha, 1437 nucleotides long. NCBI's taxonomy places the organism in Eukaryota, Fungi, Glomeromycota, Glomeromycetes, Archaeosporales, Ambisporaceae. The record is from the annotation of a GenBank genome assembly.
AUGGCGGCUUUCAGUGCAUUAAACAAAAACUCGAAAGAAAUUACCGACUCAAACUGGGACUUAAAAUUACAUCUCGGCGUCACUUUAUUACGGAACUUUUUAAAACUCGGCAAAAAUUUCACCAUAGAGAAACACCAAAAGGUUCUAUCUCGAGCACAUUUUCCCUCGCCGCCUUCUGUUUCCGUACGCAAAGCCACAAUACCCGAAACAUGUAGGUCACAAGCCGAAGAUAUUCUGGCCGGUCUAUUAAGUGGACAGGAGGAAAAGGUUGGUUGGCGAUGGAGAGAAGAUCCAAUCAAACAACGACCAUUACGUGGUGAAUGGGUUGAAUCGAAAAAGCGAAAGAAGCGAACCGCAGUCGACCGUGUCAUUUUGUAUAUUCAUGGUGGUGCUUACUUUUAUGGCAGUGCUGCGCAACAUCGAUUCUUGAUCCAAAAGGUAGCAAAAUAUGGUGGCGCUAGAGCUUUAAGUAUUGAUUAUCGUCUAGCUCCUCAAUCUCCCUUCCCUGCUGCCUUAGUGGACGUCUUAGCUGCAUAUUUCUAUCUGAUAGAUCCACCUGCCGAUGCUGGAUUUGAACCAAUAAGUCCAAAAAAUAUAGUUGUGAUGGGAGACUCGGCUGGUGGUGGCUUAACAAUUGCGUUAAAUAUGGUUUUACGUGACGCUGGUCUUCCAAAACCUGUUGCAGGUGUAUGUUGGUCUCCUUGGGUUGAUCUAUUCCACUCAUUGCCUUCAUGUUAUACCAAUGCUGAAACAGACUACGUUCCUAAUGGGUUCGUGCACAAAGCGUCCCCGGCAAACCCAAUAAAAGACUACAGAGACAUUAAACAACGAUUGGAACGAGUUCAUUAUUACGCGCAUAACUCUGCGCUAGAUAUUCCGUAUGUUAGCCCGAUCUUGGCUAAUGAUUUAGGUGGCCUGGGAAAUUUAUUUAUCACAUGCGGUAAAGGUGAAAGAUUACGUGAUGAAGCAAUCCUAUUUGCAUACAAGGCAGCAAAAACGCAUCCGGAGGUAUUUGACAUUAAAAAAGAAGGAAGACACCCAUACCCUCCGACAAAAGUCCAUCUUUAUGUUUACGAUGCAAUGCCACACGUCUUUCAAAUGUUUCUUUUCCAUCCAGUUGCUAUAAGUGCAAUCAAACAAUCCGCCAUAUUUAUACGCAAAGUAAUACCGGAACCACCCACAGCUUCAACAACCCAAUCACAGCAUCACCCUGCUGAAAACGCUAGUGAUAGUUCAGGAUCAGACAUUUCGUUGCUGGACGAAGAAGAUGAGAAUCUUGAAGAUGAAAAUGAAGUUCUGGUUCAACGAUAUUGUGAUAUUAAAGGAAAAAUCCGGGAGAAAAAUGAAAAAGAUGUUAUUGCUCCUAGCGUUUUGAAGGAAUGGGUGAAGCUGUUGGGAAAGUUCCCAGAUUUCAAGGCAUAUCCCGAGUAUUUAGAA